UCAGGGUGAGUUUAGGUCAAUACACCCCCAGUGAAGACACUGGCUUGGAGUCUUUGGACCAUCCAAGCCCAAAGCCCACAACCCAUAAGUUAUCCCAGGGAAAGUUGGAAACCUAUCACCAAUAUCAUCAAUUGGUGGACUCGAAGGGAGGAGGAAGAUCAAGGAAAUAAAAUGGAAGGAACGGUAAUGGUGGUUGCUACGAUGGCUUGGAUCAUGUUGUCUUCUUGUAGUUGUAGUAAGCUUCACCCAAUAAUUUUGGUGCCCGGGAGUGGAGGAAACCAACUAGAAGCAAGGUUAACCGACGCUUACAAGCCCACGAGCUUGGUCUGCAACCGUUGGUUCCCGAUCGUUCCAAAAGAAGAAGGGGCCUGGUUUAGACUCUGGUUCGAUCCUUCCGUCCUCGUUGCUCCAUUCACCAAAUGCUUCGCUCAUCGUAUGACUCUCUAUUACGAUCUCCACAAGGAUGACUACUUUAAUUGUCCCGGUGUUGAAACCAGAGUCCCUGAUUUCGGCUCCACUCGUUCGCUGCUCUAUCUCGAUCCCAAACUCAAGCACAUCACAAACUACAUGGCAGACUUGGUGGACUCUCUAGAACAAGAAGGCUACAAGGAAGGUGAAACACUCUUUGGAGCACCAUACGACUUCAGAUACGGUCUAGCAGCGGCUGGUCACCCAUCUUCUGUAGGUUCCAAAUUCCUAGAAGACCUUAAGGGACUAAUAGAGAUGGCAAGCACAUCCAAUGGAGGAAGGCCAGUGAUAAUCCUUUCCCACAGCUUAGGUGGCCUCUUCGUCCUCCACUUUCUCAAUAGAAAUAACUUAUCUUGGCGUCACAAGUACAUUAAGCACUUCAUCUCCUUAUCAGCUCCUUGGGCUGGUACUGUCCAAGAGAUGCUUACCUUUGCUUCUGGUUACUCCUUAGGUGUCCCUUUGGUUGAUCCAUUGCUUGUAAGAGAAGAGCAAAGGAGUUCAGAAAGCAACCUGUGGCUAUUACCCUCUCCUAAACUAUUCCCUCCUAACAAACCUCUUGUAAUUACAGAAAACAGAAACUAUUCUGCCUAUGACAUUCCACAUUUUCUUGAGGACAUAGGGUUUCCCCAAGGUGUACAGCCUUAUAGAACAAGAAUUUUUCCAUUAAUAGGUAACUUUACUGCACCAGAGGUCCCUGUGACUUGCAUAUUUGGGAGUGAGGUCAAGACACCUGAGACUUUGUUCUAUGGGAGAGAUGGAGGGUUUGAUGAACAACCUGAGGUUCUGUAUGGAGAUGGAGAUGGGACUGUGAACUUGAUGAGCUUGUUAGCACUUGAAUCAGAGUGGGCUGGGAUGGCAUCCAAACAGCCUCUUAAGGUGAUAAGAAUUCCUCAGGUCUCUCAUACAUCUAUUCUAAAGGACAGUGUUUCUAUGGCGGAAAUAGUAAGAGAAAUUUCUAUGAUAAAUUCAGUCCAAGUUCUGAGAUCAGUUUCUUAGGAAAGUUAAAUAUAAAUUAGUGGUUUUCAUUCUUCAGUUGUUGUAUAAGCACAUGUGCAAUUACUAACAUUGGACAUUUUUUUUUUUUAUGAGAAUGAAAAGGUGCAUUAAAUAAAACCAGAAUAGAUAUC
Messenger RNA from Macadamia integrifolia, 1595 nucleotides. Its product is annotated as lecithin-cholesterol acyltransferase-like 1. The record is from RefSeq and is a predicted model, not a curated record. Gene Ontology annotation, biological process: lipid metabolic process. The transcript has 2 exons. Lineage: Eukaryota; Viridiplantae; Streptophyta; Magnoliopsida; Proteales; Proteaceae. The coding region runs from base 172 to 1464 and encodes 430 amino acids.